Messenger RNA from Stereum hirsutum FP-91666 SS1, 1812 nucleotides. RefSeq lists its product as uncharacterized. Bases 1 to 1812 code for a protein of 603 amino acids. The transcript is spliced from 2 exons. NCBI's taxonomy places the organism in Eukaryota, Fungi, Basidiomycota, Agaricomycetes, Russulales, Stereaceae. The record is from RefSeq and is a predicted model, not a curated record.
AUGGCUCCAGUGCCCUUGGCCACCGUUGUGCACGUCGACGCCAGUCAGUUCACGGAGCAAGUCCAUGAUUAUUUGGCCAACGCGGGCGAGAUAUCGCGUCUUUACCCGUGGAGACUAGACAGGUCGAACAGAGAGCAUUAUUUCGUGGUAUACGCGUCUGAAGCCGAGGCGGCUGGUGCGAUUGCUUUGUCGACGAACGAUGUUAUUGUGAAGCCGUUGGCACGCGCGCCACAGCAGCUGCUCGACAUAUUUAACGCCGUCGCCCGCGGCCCUUUUGGCGACCGUCCUCCCACCACAACGUCCUCUGCCGACCUCACGCCGCGCUAUACGACCCCGAGCCCGACGUCUCCCUCCUCUUCGCACUCAAACUCUGCUAGUCCCCUCACACCGACCGGCCAUCCGCGUGAGAGUGCUGAGAACGGCCAACGCGCCGCCAAACGUGUCAAGCUCUUGAAGCACGCCAUGCACACUGACCUUGCUUUUGACUCGCUAUAUGCGCCCUCGCCUUCAACGAGCAUCCCCGGGCCCUCUGGAUUACCGUACAUCUCCCUCUCUACCCGCCGCCAGACCGGUAAGCAAAUCGACGGCGGCGGAGGACUGGACCGUGGACGCUCUCGUACGCCGCCACCUGCUCUACUCUCGCCCCCUCCGUCUCCCAUCCCUGUGAACCUUGGAAGCUCGGCCGCCAAUUCCAAUGGACGGCCGCAUUCGUCGUCGUCGUCGUUUAUACCGUCUGGAGCCCCUCCGAUGCGGGCGUCGUUGGUGAUGCCGCUCUGUGGCCAGUCCAUUAGUAUUGAUUUGGAUUCCCUCGACGAGGACCCGCAAGCUGUGAUCAGUCUCCUCAAGGCCGCCGAAGCGGACAGGGACAAGUGGAUGCUCGUCGGUGGCGCGUAUCGUCGGAAAGGAAACUUGAAUGCGGCCAUAUCGGUCGUCAACAGGAUGCUCGAAGGUAUCCUCCCUACCCGUUUGAUCUCCUCGCCCUUGUCUGUUGUCUUCCAGCAUCAUUCUCUGACGUUGCUUUCGUCUGUGCUGUGUACAGUGAUGAAGGAAGCAUCCAUCGCAGAAGAACAACUGAGGCCCGCCUUUCUCAUGCUUUCCAGCUGCCUUACCGAGCUGGGCAAACAAGCGCGGCUACCGAACGGGAGGGAAACCGCAGAGUCCAACGCAUGCUUCGAACAGUCCCGCUAUUGGCUCCAAAAAGUAUAUGGCGCGCUCAAACCCGAAUUGGCCAUGGCACAACAGCAGCAGCAAGCUUCGUCCGGACGGCCAAGGGCGAUCAGCAAUAGUACCACCAGCAACGGCGCAUCCAGUCGCUCCUUCCCGGUCUCCACGCCCACGACUUCCGUUUCCUCCUCGUCAUUACCCUCUUCGGAGCAACGCGCGCUCGAAAGAGAGCUCAUGGUUCUCCGCGAUAGACACUCCUCCUUCAUCUCUGAGCUCACGGAAGCCCGCACCGCCAAACGCAAAACGGAAGACGAAUGCUCGCACGAGCGCACCCUCCGGCGACGUGCAGAGGCGCGCAUCGACGAGUUGGAGCGGCAAUUGAGCAAAGCGGACAAGAGGAUGGAUUCGGCGGUGGAGCAGGUGAAGAGGGAAGUCGAGGCGAGGAGAAAGGCGGAGGAUACGGCGGAGGCCGAGAGAAAGGCGAGAGUCGAGACGGAGAGGACGGCGGAGACGAGGGCGGAGGCGACGGUCGUUAAGCCGGCGUUUGAGGAGAUGGCGGGGUUCUUUGCGAAGGUGGCGAGGGGAGAGUUGUCGAUGGGUGCGAUUGCGGAACUUGCCAAUGGGAGGAGGAACGUACCCGGACUGUGA